Molecule: messenger RNA, 1302 nt
Organism: Musca domestica (house fly)
Lineage: Eukaryota; Metazoa; Arthropoda; Insecta; Diptera; Muscidae
Exons: 5
Coding region: 340-1038 (232 amino acids)
Source: RefSeq, a predicted model, not a curated record
CAAAAUUUUUAAUUCAAUCACAAUAAUUACAAUAAUUGCGUUUUGACAUAAAUUUGGUAGUCAGAAGGCUUGUAAGGGGAACCGCAUGCUGCUUUAAGUAAAUUAGUUAAAUGAUUGUACAUUAUUAGGCAGCAAAUAUUAUUCGGCAUACAUUGCAUUUUGGCCAAAUUGCCUCCCAGUCACCUUCCUUUAAAAUUUACAAUUGAUUUAAAACAUCCACAAGCCACAAGGAAAGUAUGGUUAAAACAUUAUACUAAAUAUUUGUGAGAUUUUGGAACAAAUUGAGUUUAGCUCCAGUUGACGAAAAAUUCUGAAAUUUUACCGAAGGUUUCUGGAAAAAUGGAUCUGUCUGCCACCAAUGUUUUUAUUUUUAAUUGGGUUGAGAAUUAUGACGACCACGUAGCUCGUCUAAAGGAAACUUUCGAAAAUGGUCAGCUGAACAAUAAAGUAUGUACUUACAAUCAACUUUCGAGCGAUAACUUACAUGCGGAAAUUGAAAAAUUAAGGCAGCUAGAUUUUGGUCUAUUUCGUUAUGUAGCCGUUGUUAUUUUGGACAACAAAAGCACCAGUGGAAACCUUAUUGCAGCCAGUGACGCAAACAUACUAUUACAUUCGGAAUUGCUAACACCUUUCCUAACGAAUGAGACGCUUGAACAAAAGACAGUUCUCACCGUGAUACAGAAAUUAGCAGAUUAUGAUACCGAAGAAGAUGACAGUUUGCAGAUUGCGGAAAGACAGAAUUACGUGAAGUCCCAGGGUUGGUAUCGAAACCUAGGAACUCGACAUAUGGAUGGUUUAGAGUUAACUAUAAGGGCUAAUGAGCCUACAGACAAUUUUUGGGAUAGGCCAUUUCUAGACGUAUUCUGCCAAGAAUUCCUGAAUUCGAAGACAAUGCCAAUAAAAAAUAUAUUUUCCAACAUUAGCAACACUUGUCCAAUUGUGUUUGGAUCAAAUCAAGGUUCUAAUGAUAAUGACAUAUUGGGCUCAGCAAUGGAUGAAAACGAUUCAAGAGACUACUUUCCUCCAAAAAUAAAUUAGGAUAAGAAUUAAAUGUUAAGCCAGAUAAUUAUCAAACUGUGAUUUAUUGUGAUUUUUAAAACAUACAAACAUGUUAAAUAUCUAAUGAUUUCAGUCGCAAGUUGGUAGUAUGGUAGAGUUCCCUUUGCAGCCAAUACAAAAGUUCACUGCGCGCUCCUUCAUUUUUUAAUGAUAGACCUUUGCAGUUCUUCAAUAUUUCCAAACACGUUGCCCUUGUAAAACGCUUGAUGCAAGGCAUUUCACCCAAUUCACGUAAAAGCUUAA